This is a messenger RNA of Polypterus senegalus (gray bichir), 7134 nucleotides long. Its product is annotated as probable E3 ubiquitin-protein ligase HECTD4. Bases 71 to 7117 code for a protein of 2348 amino acids. The record is from RefSeq and is a predicted model, not a curated record. Lineage: Eukaryota; Metazoa; Chordata; Cladistia; Polypteriformes; Polypteridae. The transcript has 44 exons.
UUGUGUCACGGCCCAAGCCGCCCGUAGUCCAGCAGCUGCCCGAGAGCGUUCGGAGCGGAGGCUGUCGUGGAUGCGCGAGCCGCCCGCGGGGGCCACAGAAAUGGGCUCGGCGGCGGUGGACUCGUCCCAGUGGCUUUCCGUCAAGGAGGAGACCAUUUUCCUGCACGAUGGGCUCAUACGAGUCACGGACUUGGCCGAGCUGCCCAGCGAGAUCGGGGCGUCGGAGCCGGGGGACGCCGAGCAGGAGAUCCUGACCUUCGAGACAAAGAACCCGACCGAACUUGCGGAGCGGCUUCGGGCGAUCUGCGGCAACCAGAGCAACGCCUACGCCCGUCUGCUGGAGUAUCGCCUCAAUGCCUUGCGCGGCCUGUGGAACGCGCAGCGCCAGCUCGCCUUGGAGGAGCAGCAGGAACGGGAGAACUCGGGCGACGAGGAGACUCUGGCCCUGCUGAAGCGACAGGGCCUCUUGCAGCAGCCUGAGCAGGCGCCCUUUACCUCGCGCAUGGGGCUUCUCCUCAUCUUCCCCCUCAUUCAGUCGCAAUCCAGGACGGACCCCUCUCUGUGUAACAUCACCGCAGAGGUGUUGCUGAGCUGCCUCCGUGACUGUCAGCCGCUAAGCCUUACUAAAGAGCCAACGGACUGCCUCAAUGGCCUUGAGAGCCUGCUUUGCUCAUGGCUGGAGGACCCCAAUAGGUCUGGACUGCAGAUUCCUCUGAAGCAUAAAGAAAAUUCGGCGGCAGCCCUGGUGGCACUGGCCUGUGCAAGAGGAUCACUGAAGACAUUAAUCCACACCGUUCAUCUCCUUCAGAAGCAGACGGACCUGGGGUAUUUACCUGUCGCCGAUGUGCUUUACAGGCUGCUGCUGUUGGAAGGAGGGCCCGGCUCACCAUCAUGCCUGCUUGGUGGAAAACAUGUGGUGUCUUGGGGGUUUGAGGAUAUGCUGUCUACACCCGACAACAGCAGCUCUGGGAGUGAAAGCAAAGAUGCCGAUUUAGGCCGUUGUCUGGCCACAGAUGGCCUUUAUCUGUACACUACCAACUCCUAUGGCAAAGGAAUCAGUAAACUUGGCUCAGGGCUCCAAGGCACUUUACGUGGCUUUGUCUACUGCCGCAACGAAGAGCUCGAAGCUGGAUGGAUCGCUUUCAGCAACUGCAGGCUCCUACACCGACCCGCGUCUUUUGAUAACAAACCUCAUUACCUUUUCCAGAUCAUCGACCAGUUCACCCUCCAGGUGUGCCAAAUUGUGCCCAUGCCAGCAAACCACUUCCCUGUUGGCAGCACCAUGACCACAAUACAUCUCUGCUCAGACGGGACCUACGUCUACUGGAUCUGGUCUCCCGCAGGCCUGAAUGAAAAAACUCCCAAAGGACAUUCUGUGUUCAUGGACAUCUUUGAAUUAUUGGCACAGAAUGGGGUCACCGCAGCCAACCCGCUCCACGAGCGAAUAAUCCUGAUGAAAAAGGAAGGAGAGUCAUCCAAGUGUCUUAACGAGCUGCUCCUGAGUCGCAUGUCCCGCUUCCGAGCCUCCCAUUCAGCUACCCUGGCUGCUCUCACCGGCUCCACCAUCACCAACACUCUGAAAGAAGAUCAGUCUGCUGUCAACACCAGUUGUGGCCUACCUCUAAAAACGCUGCGGCGGACACCAAUGUACACUUGUGGAACGUAUUUGGUUAUGCUGGUCUCUCCUCCAGGGGGUUCUGGGAGCAGUGGCACACGCUCGCUGUUUGGGGGUACAAGUGGUCUGUCCUCUCUAAAAAUUUUAGCAUCAUCUCUUGUGUUCAACAUUUCCGAUGGCCAGUUUGCAAGCCGUGCCGACCUCAUUGAUGCGCCUGGAAGUUCGCUAGGGCGUGGAGCUCUAGUCACAGGACUCGGUGCCUGUUACGAUGCAAUGAACAAUCUGAUCUGGACCUGUUCAAAUGACUACAUGGACCAGUGGUGUAAUCCAGGGAACCAGGCCUUUCACCAUGUGUGUAAGAGACUCGGAGUGAGCCACGUCAUCACGGAGCCUAAAGAGGAAAUGGUGCCGACCAGCGAGGUGAUUAACCAGCUCUUGCACCAUGUCGGCGCCAUGUGUAUCCAUCAGCUGAAUAUUCUCGCUGCCAGCAGCAAUCUGCCCAUCAGCACCUUUCUGGGAAAGCAGCAUCCAAUCGAGAGCCAGCACUUCAGCAGCAUCUGUGACAUCAUGGAGAAGGCCAUGGUCAAUGGGGACACGUGCAUCAUCCGCUGCAUUCUUGUUGUCUUCCAGGUGGUUUUCAAGUUCUUUUUUAACCCUCAAACUGAGAGAAAUCGAGAGAUCGUCCGCCGUGCUGGCCUGUUGCUCUGGCAGUUGUUGAUGGCACCACUUGACCAGAUCGGUGAUGAGAUUCAGAAGGAAGUUUGCCUAGCGAUCAGUGCCGGCUUAAAUUCCUUGUAUCCUGGUGAGGCGGAACUUAACAACUUACUCAAACUGGUGCUGACUGAAGGUGAGAGAAACAGCGGCCUGUCCAGGCUCCGAGAUGUCAUUCUAACUAACCUUGCUGACCAGCUACAGAACAACAGGUUUGGGAGUGAAGACGAUGAACACUACAGGCUGAAUGAUGAGCUGCUGCACUACAUUUUGAAGACGGUGGUGCGCGAGUCCUGCAUCCUGAUCACCAAGUGCCAAACUGUCGCUAAGGAUGACUUUCAGAAACUCCUGUCUACAGUGCCAGUCGCCUCACCCAGUCUGCAGUACCUUAUGGCAGUACAGAACCAUUUGCUGAGCAACACAGUUUUAAUAAAACCUGAUGAGCACGAUGAUAGUGACAGCUCCCUUCAAGGGGAGACAUUGAAGGUACAGGUGUCUGGAAGCAGUUUUCUGUCCGCGGCACAGACGCGAUGGAGACGUGGGAACACCCGGAGACAAGCCCUGGUGCACAUGAGGGAGCUGCUGACCGCUGCCGUGCGAGUCGGGGGUGUCACUCAUCUUGUGGGGCCUGUCACCAUGGUGCUGCAAGGAGGCCCCAGAAUAGAAGAAUUAACCUGUGGAGGGAUGGUGGAACAAGUCCAGGAGGCCUUCGGAGAAACGAUGACUUCGGUGGUGUCCCUGUGCUCCCGCUACCCCAUCGCCUGUGCGAACAGCAUUGGCCUGCUCUGCACCAUUCCAUACACGAGGAGUGAAGAGAAAUGCCUUGUGCGAAGUGGUUUGGUUCAGCUCAUGGACCGCCUGUGCAGUCUCAGCGGGCAGAGAGAGUGUGGCUCAAACGAGAAGCAGACAAAAAAACAGAGAGUCGCCACCAUGGCUUGGGCUGCCUUCCAGGUGUUGGCCAAUCGCUGUGUGGAAUGGGAGAAAGUGGAAGGGUGCUCCACGGACGCAGUGCAUUCUGGGUUGGCCCGUCAGGUGUCUAGUUUACUUACCAAUCACUUAGCCCGGGCUACGGACUGCUGUGGCAAUCAGGCAGCUGGAAACGACGCCCUUCAAGACGUUCUAAGCCUUCUCAAUGACCUGUCCAGGAGUCAGAUUGGAAAGGCGAUUCUGAGCCAGCCAGCUUGCGUUUCAAAGCUUUUGUCCCUGCUCUUGGACCAGCGGCCUUCCCCCAAACUCGUCCUCAUUAUUCUCCAGUUGUGCCGAGCUGCUUUGCCCCUCAUGAGCGUGGAGGACUGUGGUAAUGUGGAGCUCCCACCUUGGAGUUACUCCAUUCAGACUCUGGAUAGUGAUCACGACGACCCCGGAGAUCCUGCUUCAAAGAUUGCCUCAUUGUUGCUGGCCAAACUAGCGGACUAUGUUGUGCCAGGCUGUCAAACAGUUCUGUCACCCAGUGCCUCAGAGCCGGACACCAGUUUAACUCGAGCCAGUCCCAAAAACUCCUUAAAAAUGGAUAAAGACCUUGGUGAAGAAGGGGAGGCGGUGGAUGGCAAACUGUCCAUCUUCAUUCACAAAAGAGAAGACCAGUCCUCGCAUGAAGUGCUGCAGCCCCUUUUGAGCAGUUCAGAAGGUCGGCCAUUCCGCUUGGGUACGGGAGCAAAUAUGGAGAAGGUGGUGAAGAUGGACAGAGAUAUGACCAAGACUGGCUGCUGUGAGGUGAUCACCGAAGAAGCCGCAUCUGCUCUCCGCAAAGCCACCAAAUGGGCCCAGUCUGGACUGAUUGUGAGCGUGGGACCCCCCGUUGAGAUUGUGAGCCAGGAAGCGGCCAGCGGGUUGUCAGUGGGUGAUAAAAAGAAAACGGCGCAGACUGCCAUCUGCAGGGAGAGGAACACAGAACUGGCCAGAUCAGAUCCUGUCAGGCCUUUCAUCAGCGGCCAUGUGGCUAACAGUAUGGCUGCAGAGGUGAUUGCUUUGCUGCACAGUCUUCUGACGGCACCCGAGUCCAACACGGCGCUCAUCUGGACCAGCACGGCUGAAAAGGUCCUGUCUCGAGCUCUGAUGUUCAUCCCCCAACUUGGAAAAUACGCGGAAAGCAUCUUGGAGAAUGGCAGCAGCAGCGGCAGGAAGUUGGCAAAGUUGCAGGCCAUUGCCCGGCAGGCUGUAGCAGCUCUCUGCGCACUCGGGGGAUUCAAGGAGACCAUUAAGAUUGGCUCGGAGGUUCAGGUGCUGGGUAAAGGAGUCCUGGGCAGUGUGGGAGUGGUGAUGUCGAUCAAUGAGCAAGAAGGCAUCGCCAUCGUUAAGUUUCCCUGCUCGGACUACAGGAAGACAUGCAAAGCUUCGGAUGUCUUGACGGUGCCAGUGUCCCGGCUCUGCACCCCGCGGUCCGAGGCCCUCCCGCUCUACAAGCUGUCAAUAACGGAGAAGGUGGUGCAGGCCGUCCAGUCCAUGCUGCUACCUCAGGAGGGCAGCCUCUCGAUUCAUACUUCAUUGCCAGCCACUGGAGACGGCUCUAGCCCCGUCAUGGCCGUAGUGCGCCUCCUGGCAGAGAUCAGAACAAGGGCGUGUCUGGUGAUGGCUCAGCUCCUGGAGGACAGCUCAUUCUGCGAAGAGUUCAUCCAGCAGUGCCCAGCAGCCGUCGAAGUCCUUAACCUGGUGGCCCAGGAGUGCAGUCCCGGCGAACGCCUGGCUGUCGUGGAAGCGCAGUGCGAGAGAUUAAGGAUGCUGUAUCGGGACUGCGCUCGGCCUCCUCCGCCUCCUCUCCAGACAGAUCGCCGACAACCCAAAGAGAUCACGUGGUGUCCUUCUCGGGUUUUCCCUCCCGUCCGUGCCUGUAUGUUCUCCUCGCAUCUGACAUCGGUGACCUUCCUGGCUGACCCGAGUGCUGGCGGAGGUCUGCCACGUGGGACCUUUAUCUAUGCUACAUCUCCCGUCCCUGUGCAGGCCCCUUCUUUCUACUGGGAGAUUGAAAUCGUUUCCUAUGGAGACACAGAUGAUGACAGCGGGCCAAUUGUGUCCUUCGGAUUUGCGACAGAAGCUGAGAAAAGAGACGGUGCGUGGACUAACCCUGUCGGCACCUGUCUCUUUCACAAUAACGGACGAGCUGUGCACUACAAUGGCUCCAGUUUGCUGCAGUGGAAGAGCGUGCGCCUUGAUGUGGCUCUCGUUCCAGGAGACGUUGCAGGUAUUGGCUGGGAGCGUGCAGAAGGGACUCCACCACCACCUGGCCAGCCGUCCAAAGGCAGAGUUUACUUCACCUACUGUGGUCAGCGGCUCACACCUUUCCUGGAGGACGUGUCUGGGGGAAUGUGGCCUUUGGUUCACAUACAGAAAAAAAACACCAAAGUUCGAGCCAAUUUUGGAUGUCGCCCUUUUGCUUACGCUGAAGGUCAGGCUCACAGAAAUGCGGCCGAUUUGUGCAUCGACCUCUCGGAAGAGAUCAGUGCUAACUUUGAGGCGCUCCCCUUUGCAAUGGCUUCCGACAGCGACAAUGACGCCGGAGCUAGUGUUGCCUCGGACCCCGGAUCUCAUGGACCUCCUUGCAGGAUAGCAGCUGUUGCCACAAUCCAGCAACAGUAUGACAGUGACUCCUCCUGCCACUACAAAGUUGAGCUGAGCUACGAGAACCUAAUCAUGUCUGGGCCGAAUCUGCAUCCACCUCCAAUCGCAGAUGAUGAGAGUGAUGAUGACGACGACGAUGAUAUUCCAAGGGAGGACCACUACGCUUUGCUGGUCAAGGCAUGGGAGACAAAGGUCUUUCCAACAAUUCGAAGGAGAUUUCGAAACGAAGCUGAAAGGAAAUCAGGCCUCGAUCAAAUCAAGGGGGCCCUGCAACUGGGUAUGGUGGAUAUCGCUAGGCAAACAGUUGAGUUUCUGUACGAAGAAAAUGGUGGCAUCCCUCGAGACCUUUACCUUCCCACCAUCGAGGACAUAAAAGAUGAAGCAAACAAGUUCACUAUUGAUAAAGUUCGCAAAGGGUUGACGGUGGUAGUCAGAUCUCCAGAAAGUAACAAUACCAGCAGCAACACCGGGGGGACAUCGUUGCCAAAAUUUGCUACAAGAGGAAUGAUGAAAACCUUCAGCCUCCAUGGGAUAGUUCUGGAUGUUGAUUCGAUGAAUGAACUCGUCCAGGUGGAGACUUACCUGCGUAGCGAGGGGGUGCUUGUACGUUACUGGUAUCCAAUCGACAUGCUGGAAAGGCCGCAAGCUGGAUCCCGACGCACUGCAGCCAAUGGCCUGGUGACUCUGGACAGCACCAACAUCCAAAUACACAGAGAACUGCUGCGCUGUGAGGCGUCUCUCGCCAGGCUGUACUGUCGCAUGGCCCUCCUCAAUAUUUUUGCUCCAAAAUCGCCACACACCUUCACUCGACUUUUCCAUAUCCCUGCCAUACGGGACAUCACGUUGGAGCAUCUGCAGCUUCUGUCCAAUCAGCUCUUAGCUCCUUCACUAGCAGAUGGUACCAUAAGCUCCAGCUCCAUUUUACUUGCCCAAUCCAUCCAGCACUGUAUUCAGGGCCAAAACUGCUCCCCUACAGAUCUGUUCUACCAGGGAAACGCUCAGCCAAUAAGAGAGUGGCUGACAGUCGCCAUAACCCGCGCUUUGCACCAAGGAGAAGAGAGCCUACUGGACCUGACGAAACAGAUCUGCUCCUUUCUUCAGAAUGCCCCAGAGCAGUUUCCUUCUGAAGAAUUCCCAGUCACCGAGUCCAAGAUCAACAUGGACGUCAGCUUUCCUGGGGCAGCGUUUGUGAUUGUGUCGUGCAAGGAGAGUCAGUCGGGCUUCCGGAAAGAGUGAGGACUACUUUACUGCUG